Brassicogethes aeneus is the source of this 5499-nucleotide messenger RNA. NCBI's taxonomy places the organism in Eukaryota, Metazoa, Arthropoda, Insecta, Coleoptera, Nitidulidae. The record is from the annotation of a GenBank genome assembly.
AUGUUUAGUAAAAGGAACCCAGUUGACGUGAAAAAGUCAACUUCUAAGCUACAAGACCCCAAAAAAGAUCUUGCAACGAGAAUCAAGCACUUAAAGAUUAUAUUGGACAAUGUGGAUCAUGCAGAAUCCAAAGGGCUCUUUGAAGCUAACUUUAGCCAUGUCUAUGGGGUACUCUAUGAUAGUUUUAUUCAAACAGAAACAAAUCUUCGACAAAGAGAACUGUCUUUUCACCUGGUUCACAAAGCUCAUAAAGAGGAGCUUGACAGCACGUUGUGGAUCCUAGAGCAGAUUCUCAGCCUACUGCCCGAGCUCAUACACAAGCGAUGGCAGCUCCACUCGCUCGGCCGCCUGCUCUCGAAGCUGCUGCACCCUGGCAACGCGCUCAAGCUGCGCCGGCAAGCGAUCAAGUACUUCCUGAUGUGGUACCAGGCGCUCAACGACAACGCGCCCGAGUACGUGCAUAACAUGUUUGCCACUCUAGUACCCGGUUUUAACAAUAACAUAUCGAUCCACCCGCAAACCUUCGGGGGCAGCGUUUUCCACGACACGAGCGUGCAGUAUCCCGUAACCGCCGCCGAACUCCUACCCAUAUUACCGCCGUCCAACGCCGAAAAGGCGCCCGAUCACCCGGCCAAAUUCUUCCUGGAAACCUUGCUCGAAUACAUGAUCGGCACGGUAGUGAAACUCGAGUGGCACGACAAACCCGCGCACCACCACAGGUGCUUCAACUUCCUCCUGGAACGCUUUAAGAUGUACUAUUUGCCGAAGAUCUGUCCCGGGUUUUGCCACGAGACGUCCCUCUACAGGCCCAACUUGGAGUUGCCGAUGAUGCGGAGGAUGGAAGCCGAGACGGAGUUCAUCUACUGUCGGGUCACUUUGAUAAUGUGGGUGGCGAAUUACGUUCAUCAGACGAAACGGAAUUCGGAUCAUCUGAUUGCACCGCCCCCUGUCGCGCAUUCUUCGUCGCAUCACGAAGACGAUUCGCACGACAGUAGUCAUCCCAGUUUGGAUUCAACGGUUUCAGUGCAAACAAACAAAAACGCGACGGACGAGCAGCUGGCCGCACAGAUCGUGCGCGACGUGCUGUGCAGCACGCGCGACAACGUCAACUUCGUGCACGAGAUGUACCGGCAAGCGUUCCUGCUCAACUUCAGCUACGUCGUGGCCAUCCGCAAGAUCAUCGGCGUCUACAAGGACCUCAUACAGGGCAACGUGAUCGAGAUGCCGGCGUACGCGCUCGAGCCGCCCGAGGACGCGCCGCGCGUUUCGGAAGACGACAACGGCCGGCAGGGUCGGUUGAGGAACGACUCGUACCUGGGCGCCAUCCACAAGGAGAACCUGCUGGUCAGGGCGGGCAUGCAGAACGUCUACCAGCUGUUCAUGACGCACGCGGCGAACGUUUUUCUCUUGGAGGUCAACGCGCACAUUCCCAAGAUGCUGGAGGAGCAAACCGACGCCUGCAAGCGGGUUCUGAACAUCUACAGGUACAUGGUUAUGAACACCAGGAUGGACAGUAACACGUGGGAACAACUCCUGGUGGUUCUCCUUCAAAUAACCUCUCUGGUGUUGGGAGACACGCCGCCGCGCAAGAAAGUGUUAACCCUCGGUGGAAAAUUGGCUCCAGCCAUUUUUCAAACCUUAAUAGUGACCUGGAUCAAGGCCAACUUGAACGUGGUUAUAUCCAGGGAGCUCUGGGAUCAAUUUUUGAUGGUACUCACCAGUUUGACCACGUGGGACGAGCUUAUCAAAGAAUGGGCUAAAACACUGGAAACUUUGACAAGAGUGUUGGCUCGCCAAGUUUACAACCUCGAUUUGACGGACCUGCCGUUGGACAGGCACAAGUCGAAACGGGGCGGUAGGCGCACGAACCAGCAGGCGGAAAGCAACGCUGGACCGUGCAGCGCCACCGACGGCUCCAACAACCGAACCGCGUGCCGACAGGACUCGAUUUUGCCCGAGGGCAACGGCCACUCGAAGAGGAUGAGGCCGGGCUUGAGGAGGAGCCUCAGCGAAACCAGUUUGGCCGUGAAACGGAGGAGUCAUCAUGGAGAAAGAAACUCCAAAAACCGUCGUUCCCGCUCGCUGGACAACUUCCCGGUGCAGGACACCGAGUCCACCGACAGGACGCGAUCGCCGAGUCCGGCGCCCUCCAGCGGCAUGGAGAGCAACUCGAUCAAGGACUCGCCGAUCCAGCUGGACAUGAUCUCCAACGACACGCACGUGACGGAGACGCCCGGCGACAACCGAGGCGUCGUGUGCGGCGGCAACCUGCGCGGCUGGCUGCCCGACGUUGCCGUCAUCCUCUGGAGGCGAAUGUUGGGCGCCCUGGGCGACGUGAACCAAAUCAGCGAGCCGAAGCUGCACAGCCAAGUGUUCGAGUACCUGAUCAAGCUCACCGACACGCUGAUCAAGAUCAAGCGCAACCAGGGCGUGUCGACGGACAACAUGUCGACGCCGCAAGCGCCCGAGUUGAUUCCGCCGCUGACGCUCAUCCUGCCGUGGUGCUUCGGCGCGCUCAUGCAGCCCGACGCCUUCCAGGGCGGCAAGCUGAACGCCUUGAGGUUGCUGUGCACGAUCACGUUGAAUUGCGACGCCAAGCACAGGACGUAUCUGCCGCAGUUUUACAGGUUUUUGCAUUCGGCUCUCACAGGGACAUCAGAAGCGGCCCUAAACACGACUCUAAAGGCACUCGGGCCAAGAUUCCUCUCUCUUCAACUACCCGGUUCGUCCCUCUUGCUUCUCGAUUUGGUUCACGGUUGCAAUUCGGUUUUGAACGCGACGGAAAAUCUGGACAAGAGUCCCAGAACCGAAGCCGUAUCGAUUCUGGCCAACUUGCUGUCUCUUCCGGACGAUUUAAGUUCCAUCAGCGUACUGCGCCCCGAUGCCACCGUCGAAGUUAUCAGCUGCCCCGAUAUAAAGGAACAUGUGGUAAGCAUAUUACUAAGAGCUGGAAGGCGCGAACCAAGUGGCAGAGCUAGAUGUAUAGCUCUAAACGCGCUGGGAAUGUUUGUUUAUAAGGAAUUAGCCAACCAAACCUUCCACCCAAAACUAUCAGACGCGUUAAACGUCCUUCUUCUUGCUUUAAAAUUCAACGUGAAAGUCAUAGCACAACUUACCAGCAACAUCUUGUUCCUCCUCUGCGACCACGCGCCUUUAUUGUGGACUCAGUACCCGAGAUUAGGCAACAGUGUAAUCAGGACGUUGUGCACUGCGUUAUUUAGGCACGCGCCUUUGGUUUCCACAGCCGGCGAAAGCGAUAAAGCCUUGGGUACAGCUCUGUUACUUUGUUUGGGAGAGUGGUGCAUGAAAUUGGGACCGGUUAGGUUGUUGGAGGUUUCCGAGUAUGGAGAGACCAGAGGAACGUGUUUGCUGCUUCAAGUUUUUACCGUUCUGCAUAAAAUCAUAAUGGGCGUGGCCUCGUCGGAAAACCCAGGCGGCUUAUCCCAGCCGUCGCUCAGCGACGACUUCGAUCCGAACAUAAUAUCCGACGACCUGGGCAUGUCGGAUUUGUCUUCGUCUCCGAAAUCGAACGGGCAAUGCGAGCAGGCCAUCGUGCUGUGCGCCAAAACCGUGUUGGCGCAUCUAGUGACCCACCUGGGACACUUCCCGAUGGCGAUCGGGGCCGCUCGGCUGAGCUCGCUGGUGGUGGAGCACGACGACGUCCCGAACCUGAGCGCGGACGAUCUGAGCUCGAGUAUUUUCACCGCGCCGAACAUACAACUGUUUAUUUUGACGAAGAACGUGAUCUCGAGUCUGGUGGAGUUGCCGGCGUUGGAGUUACCCGGAGGAGGAGUUACCGCGGGUCUGUCGACGGCCGAUAAGCAAGUCAGGGUUAUUUUGAGGGAUCUGUCUGGCAAAUCCAGUUGGGAUGCUUCUAUACUGUACAAAACGCCCGGUGUAGAAGAAGGGGAUCAAAACACAAAUCAAACAGACGACAACCCGAAAUGGGGUCAAAUAAGUUGCAUCCAGCCUGAAAGCCUGAUGGUUGCAAACUUGCACACCCUACCGCAACACGCCAUGAGGCACAGGCCACCGAACGUACUGCCGGAAAUAUCGAACUCCGCGCCGGAUUUGGACCAACUGGACGAUCUGCUUCAGUACCUGGGCCACGCGAGUCCCGAGUGCCUCGAGGACGUCGGGCGCAAGCUGAACGAGCCCGCUUCGCCUCCCGUGUCGACCGAUCUCGAGUCCGAGGCGAUCCAGUCGGUGAUCAGCCAGCGCAACGUCGAGGUGGAGGAGAGCCGGUGCGCGCAGAACGCCGACGGGAUGCUCGCGCAGGCGAUCAGCAGGCCGAAGAGCCGCGCUGAGAGCGAGCGCAGGGAUUCGUCGCUGGAAACUGUCUCUAGUCAACAAGCGCCGAACGGCGUAGUGGAGCAAAAAGCUUUUCAACAAUGCCGUUUGCUGUUCUCGCAACUCGGCUUGUCCGGUUGGGAACGCAGACAGCAGCUUCAUCUGCUAAACAAAACCGAACGGCUGCUCAGAGAACUAAGAAAUCUCGAUCAGCAGGGUUGCAGAGAAACACACAAGGUGGCCGUGAUCUACGUGGCACCCGGGCAAGAAGACAAGAGCUCGAUUUUGGCGAACGAGGGCGGCAGCGCCGCCUACGAGCAGUUUUUGGCGGCGCUGGCUUGGGAAAUCGAGCUGGAGGGUCAUACCGGUUUCAUGGGCGGCCUGAAUCGGCAAGGCUCCAACGGUUUGACCGCUCCCUACGUCGCUACCAGCUUUUUAGAGGCGAUUUUCCACGUGGCCACGAGGAUGCCCGGGGAAACACCGGAAGCUGUGCUCGGCAAGACGAGACAUUUGGGCAACGAUGAGGUUCACAUUGUCUGGUCAGACCAUUGGCGCGACUACCGUCGCGACAUAAUUCCAACCGAAUUCUGUGAUAUUUUGAUUGUAAUUUAUCCGCUGGGCAACAAUCUCAACCGCGUUACCAUCAACUGUAAAGCUGACGUUCCACAUUUCGGCGUCCUAUUCGACGAGGCCAUCGUGGAGAGCAGCAUUUUGGCCGGGUUGAUGAGAGCGACUGCAAUUUGCGCCAGCAGAUCCAAGAGGAUCACUUACGAGCAUUAUCAACAAUAUUAUGAAGAGAGGGCAAGAUCCCUAGAGACGGUGGUAACAAAACAUAAGAAGAGCACCACCUACGAAGACUUGAUUUCGCACGUGUACAGCCCCAUGACAUUCGACAAUCGCGGCGGGGGAUCCCUUUGCUCCGGGGGCGGCGAUUUGUCGAGCAACUCUUCGAAUUUGGCGGCAGCUUUGAUCGAUUCCUCGCACAAAGGCGUCCAAAGGACCGAUCCCAAGUACAGAGCUUCUGACGUGUCUAGAGGCGUUUGGUUCACAAACCCAGACAUGUCUCAAAACGUGGAAUCGACCAGCAUAUCGCCGCGACCUUUAAAAAAAUUCUCCGCCAACCUGAAAAAUUCUAGGCGCUCGCUUAGGCACGACGCUUCGAUAGAAUCGCCGCCAGAAAGCCCCCUACAAAUGACGAGAAAAAAAUAA